This is a messenger RNA of Saxophila tyrrhenica, 486 nucleotides long. RefSeq lists its product as uncharacterized. The transcript has 2 exons. Lineage: Eukaryota; Fungi; Ascomycota; Dothideomycetes; Mycosphaerellales; Extremaceae. The coding region runs from base 1 to 486 and encodes 161 amino acids. The record is from RefSeq and is a predicted model, not a curated record.
AUGUCUCUCAACGAAUGCAACAACAAAUCCUCUCUCGGCGCCACCAUCCCACCACCCACUCCCGUCGCCUCAUCGAUCCAAACGCCGCCAUCAACACCUACAUCCUCCGCCUCCCAACAAGCAGGCGCCGACUACCACUUCCACCACGGCGAAGGCGCCCACCGCUUUUCCAAAUCCAAAAUCCACACCAAGCGCUGCAGCGAGCAUCCACCUCCGGAACCACGCAAGCACCAGGCCAAGCGCAACCCAGCCUUCAAACUCAAGAAAGGCGAGAAGCAGCGCCGUGAAGCCGUCGAGCCCGAAGCCACGCCCGGCCAGUCCACGAAGAGGACGCUGAGCAAGUCCCAGCUAUUCCAGAUCUACGCCGCUUUCCUGCUUCCGAACGGCCAGUGCAAGCCCAGGGAGGGCCGGGGCAAGAACAGGAUGAAGCGUAGCCCCUUCUCCGGUCUCAAGAGUCGGAGGACUGCGAACCAGCAACGGGAAUAG